This is a messenger RNA of Triticum urartu, 1567 nucleotides long. RefSeq lists its product as uncharacterized. Lineage: Eukaryota; Viridiplantae; Streptophyta; Magnoliopsida; Poales; Poaceae. The record is from RefSeq and is a predicted model, not a curated record.
CCCCGAUCUUCUCGGUCACGGCCGCCCGUGCUCGGCCAUCGCCUCAUCGACACUCGCCCGCGGCCACACGACACCCUUGUCCGCACAACCGGUUGGGGGUGCUGGCGGCUUCUCGGCGUCCAUGCUUCCUCCACCGCCGCCCGACCCUCGCGCGGGAUACGGCGUGGAGUCUCCCAGCGUCGUGCCGGCGCCCGAUCGCCACAUGAGUCUCGGAACCCCUUCCCGGAGGCCCCUCCGGCCACGGCGAUGGUCCGACAUUUCGCCCGAGCCGUCGCCGCUUCUCCAAUCCGCACAAGGGGAAAGGCACGGCGAGCACCAGCACCACCGCGCUCGUGACGAGAGCAGGGGAUCCGAAGCACCGCCGUCGUCCUCCAAGCGAUGCCGGCUGGAAGGCCGACGCGAGGGCUCUUCAAUCGGCGGCAGGCGCUGGUCUGAUGAUGAGGAUGCGGGUGCUGGAAGCAGAGGCCAAUAUAAUCAUGAGCUGGCCUACCCAUCAAGCUGUCAUAGAGCGCACCGCCAUCUUGGCAGUAACAAGAGGACCUUCAGUCCACGCCACCAUGGCGAAAGAAGCUCAAGUGUCCAACACCACCCGUCGCCAAGAGGGAAGCCACAAUUGCCAUUGCCCAUAGAAAUGUCUCCAUGGGAUGAUGGCUAUACGAGCCCGUCAAGUCCAAGAUGCAGUUAUGCCCGUGAGGUUGAACAAUAUAGACAGCAGAGAGGUUUACAUGAUGAUGACCAGGAUGUGACCCUAGAUUGCCUUUAUUCAGCACCUGGUUCCUCUGAUGGUUCAGGUAUCUUUGGAAGGGAACCCAGUUUCAAAUAUGAAGAUCCUGUCCUCAACACUGAAAGCAAAGAUUUUGCAUAUGAUGCAUUGGUAGAUGAUUAUAUGGAUGCUGUGGCGAAAACUUGGCGUAAUGCUAAUCCUAAUUUAAAAGUGGAUAAAGAUGCUCACGAGAAGCAAACGAUUCGAUUUGCUGAACUCGCUCUGAAGCGUUACAACAAAAACAAAAACAACAAGGUUAAAUAUGCUCUUGUUGAGGCAAUCGAUGGUGGUGCUAUUUGGGAGGACUCUGAAAUCUACGCCCAUGUGAACUUCUAUGCCAAGGCUAAGAAUGGCCCAAAGAAGCAUGAUGGGAAGGUACUUGUGUUUGCGGAGUUGCAUCAGGUUGGCCGGCGUCUCAAUGCUAUGGUUCUUACUUGCUUCCGCUUCCUGGAUGAAAGCAACCAACUAUGUGGACGUUAUGAUCAGCCUCGAAACUCUCUUAUCAUGCAAAAUCAGGAUCCGGGGCACUGCUAUGCAUGUACCGACAUAAUCAAGCAUCCUGAUGGAUCGUGCUACAAGGCUGGACAUAUUGUCUGCACGUUGUAUUAUCUUGACAACUACACCGUUGUUUGAACGCAAAUGCACUGAGUUUUGUAACUAUUUGGCAUACAGUCUGUCAAAUGUUCUCGCAAUUAAACUGUAACUACACCGUUGUUUGAAUGCAAAUGCACUGAGUUUUGUAGCGUCUAAAUGCACAUUUUUUGGGUACCAAUGUGCUUCCUGGAGUCAGACUGGAUGACUUGU